Molecule: messenger RNA, 4136 nt
Organism: Arvicanthis niloticus (Nile rat)
Lineage: Eukaryota; Metazoa; Chordata; Mammalia; Rodentia; Muridae
Gene: Cask
Product: calcium/calmodulin dependent serine protein kinase
Biological process (GO): protein phosphorylation
Molecular function (GO): ATP binding; protein kinase activity; protein binding
Source: RefSeq, a predicted model, not a curated record
GCAGAGGAAAGGCGCUGCAGUCUCCGGGCCUCGCGGCCCCAGUUGAGCUUCCUCAGCACCGAGGGCUUGCGGGUCCUGAGUGGAGGACACGAGCUCGGAGCCGGGCACUGAGCUCUUGGGCGCCCCCAACCCAGUUUUCAGAACCCUCCACGCUGCGGCCGCUGUCCCCUCCGGACCAUGGCCGACGACGACGUGCUGUUCGAGGAUGUGUACGAGCUGUGCGAGGUGAUCGGCAAGGGUCCCUUCAGUGUUGUACGGCGAUGUAUCAACAGAGAAACUGGGCAACAAUUUGCUGUAAAAAUUGUUGAUGUAGCCAAGUUCACAUCAAGUCCAGGGUUAAGUACAGAAGAUCUAAAGCGGGAAGCCAGUAUCUGUCAUAUGCUGAAGCAUCCACACAUUGUAGAGCUGUUGGAGACAUAUAGCUCAGAUGGGAUGCUUUACAUGGUUUUUGAAUUUAUGGAUGGAGCAGAUCUGUGUUUUGAAAUCGUAAAGCGAGCUGAUGCUGGUUUUGUAUACAGUGAAGCUGUAGCCAGCCACUACAUGAGACAGAUACUGGAAGCUCUGCGCUACUGUCACGAUAAUAACAUAAUUCAUAGGGAUGUGAAGCCCCACUGUGUUCUCCUUGCCUCAAAAGAAAACUCGGCACCUGUUAAGCUUGGGGGCUUUGGGGUAGCCAUUCAGUUAGGAGAAUCUGGACUUGUUGCUGGAGGACGCGUUGGAACACCUCACUUUAUGGCCCCAGAAGUGGUCAAGAGAGAGCCUUACGGAAAGCCUGUGGAUGUCUGGGGCUGUGGAGUGAUCCUUUUCAUCUUGCUCAGCGGCUGCUUGCCUUUCUACGGAACCAAGGAGAGAUUGUUUGAAGGCAUCAUUAAAGGAAAAUACAAGAUGAAUCCAAGGCAGUGGAGCCAUAUCUCUGAAAGUGCCAAAGACCUAGUACGCCGUAUGCUGAUGCUGGACCCUGCUGAAAGGAUCACCGUUUAUGAAGCACUGAAUCACCCGUGGCUUAAGGAGCGGGAUCGUUAUGCCUACAAAAUUCAUCUUCCAGAAACAGUAGAACAACUGAGGAAAUUCAAUGCAAGGAGAAAACUAAAGGGUGCAGUACUAGCUGCUGUGUCAAGUCACAAAUUCAAUUCCUUCUACGGGGACCCUCCUGAAGAGUUGCCAGAUUUCUCCGAAGACCCUACCUCCUCAGGACUUCUAGCAGCAGAAAGAGCCGUCUCUCAGGUGCUGGACAGCCUGGAAGAGAUUCACGCACUUACAGACUGCAGUGAAAAGGACCUAGAUUUUCUACACAGUGUUUUCCAGGAUCAGCAUCUUCACACACUGCUGGAUCUAUAUGACAAAAUUAACACAAAGUCUUCACCACAAAUCAGGAAUCCUCCAAGCGAUGCAGUACAGAGAGCCAAAGAGGUAUUGGAAGAAAUUUCAUGUUACCCUGAGAAUAAUGAUGCGAAGGAGCUAAAGCGUAUCUUAACACAACCUCAUUUCAUGGCCUUACUUCAGACUCACGACGUAGUGGCACAUGAAGUUUACAGUGAUGAAGCAUUAAGGGUCACACCUCCCCCAACUUCCCCCUAUUUAAACGGUGAUUCUCCAGAAAGUGCAAAUGGAGACAUGGACAUGGAGAACGUGACCAGAGUUCGGCUGGUACAGUUCCAAAAGAACACUGAUGAGCCAAUGGGAAUCACUUUGAAAAUGAAUGAGCUAAAUCAUUGUAUUGUCGCAAGAAUCAUGCACGGGGGUAUGAUUCACAGACAAGGUACACUUCAUGUUGGUGAUGAAAUUCGAGAAAUCAACGGCAUCAGUGUCGCUAACCAAACAGUGGAACAGCUACAAAAAAUGCUUAGGGAAAUGCGAGGGAGUAUUACCUUCAAGAUUGUGCCAAGCUACCGCACUCAGUCUUCGUCCUGUGAGAGAGAUUCCCCCUCCACUUCCAGACAGUCCCCUGCUAAUGGUCAUAGCAGCACUAACAAUUCUGUUUCGGACUUGCCAUCAACUACCCAACCAAAAGGACGACAGAUCUAUGUAAGAGCACAAUUUGAAUAUGAUCCAGCCAAGGAUGACCUCAUCCCCUGCAAAGAAGCUGGCAUCCGAUUCCGAGUUGGUGACAUCAUCCAGAUUAUUAGUAAGGAUGACCACAACUGGUGGCAGGGUAAACUGGAAAACUCCAAAAAUGGAACUGCAGGUCUCAUUCCUUCUCCUGAACUUCAGGAAUGGCGAGUAGCUUGCAUUGCCAUGGAGAAGACUAAACAAGAGCAGCAGGCCAGCUGUACUUGGUUUGGCAAGAAAAAGAAGCAGUACAAAGAUAAAUAUUUGGCAAAGCACAAUGCAGUGUUUGAUCAAUUAGAUCUUGUCACAUAUGAAGAAGUAGUCAAACUGCCAGCAUUCAAAAGGAAAACAUUAGUCUUAUUAGGUGCACAUGGUGUUGGGAGAAGACACAUAAAAAACACCCUCAUCACAAAGCACCCGGACCGGUUUGCGUACCCUAUUCCACAUACAACCAGACCUCCAAAGAAAGAUGAAGAAAAUGGCAAGAAUUAUUACUUUGUAUCUCAUGACCAAAUGAUGCAAGACAUCUCAAAUAAUGAAUACUUGGAGUACGGCAGCCAUGAGGAUGCAAUGUACGGGACAAAACUGGAGACCAUUCGGAAAAUCCAUGAGCAGGGGCUGAUUGCUAUUCUGGAUGUGGAGCCUCAGGCACUGAAGGUUCUGAGAACUGCUGAGUUUGCUCCUUUUGUUGUCUUCAUUGCGGCGCCAACUAUCACUCCAGGGUUAAACGAGGAUGAAUCUCUUCAGCGCCUGCAGAAGGAGUCUGAUGUCUUGCAGAGAACAUACGCACACUACUUCGAUCUCACAAUUAUCAACAACGAAAUUGAUGAGACAAUCAGACAUCUGGAGGAAGCCGUCGAGCUUGUGUGCACAGCCCCACAGUGGGUCCCUGUCUCCUGGGUCUAUUAGGCUUCUCCGUGGCUAUCUGAGUAUAAAACUGGGAGCCACCUCCUACAUGGAAAAAGCCUCUUUGUUAUCGGCCUUGUGUCAGCAGGUCAUGGUCCCUAGAGACUACCUAGUUGUAGUGUGACCUACAUUUAUAAUUAUUGUCAUGUCCGAAUAGAUAGGAGGAGAAAAUCAAUUACACACUAAUUUAAAGAGACAGUAUCUUUUUUAAUCAGUUCUCCUAAACUUUAAUAAAAUGUAUCUUUAAAUGUAUGUAUUAUUCAAUCCUUUGGAAUGUUAUAUUUUUGGAAAUCAUAGCUUUUUAUUUCCAAGGCCCCUAAAAACUGCACAAAAUAGAUGCUGCUUUCUAUAAUCUAUUUUAAUAAUAAUAAACAAUGAUUCUGUUACCUUGACUGGGGGUGGAACACUACAUUCUUUUUAGAGUCUGAUUUUAUGGAUUGGAAUACCUUUCUUUCCUUUAUUUAUUUGAAAUGAUUAGUCUAGUGAUUACAAAACAGUCAUAAAUUUUUAAAGGCCUUUUUUCUCUCUCUUUUUUUUAAGUCCUUUAUGUAACAUCCAGAUACUGUGAUACUGUCUCUUUGAAGCACCCUGUAAACCUUUUAGAAAUUUGAAGUUGGGUCUUGACUCUUAAUGCAUGUGGACAGUCGCGAGCGUUUAUGCUGUCGGUGUGUCUGUGUUGGACAAAACAAUCUGUAAUUACAACGUACAUUCCGUUCACGGGGCACACCCAGGGGAAUAAGAAUAAAUUGCUAUUAUGACUAAGUUGUAAACCUAUGCACAUCCCUUGCAUUUCGGGCAACUUUAUAAAACAGAAAAAAAAGAAACUGAUUUUUAUUAAUAAUAAUCAUGUAGUGAAAUGUGUUUGUAAUUUUGUCUCAAUUUAAUUUGUUGUAGGGUGGGAGGGGGUAUUGCUGGUUUCGCCAUUUCAGAUCUGUGUUGUCUAAGAGUAUUAACGUUUUAAUUAAGCAAAGAAAUGCGGAUUUUUAAUCUGUAUGUAAUUGUUUUAAGCACCCAUUUAAAGAGAAUAUACUGUGCAAUGAAGAAACCAGUUUAGGCAUUUGCUACAAACUGAAUUAUUCCAAAAGAAUAAUCUAUAACAGCCCUGUAAAUUCCUUUAAAAAUGAUAACUAACAGGACAGUUUGACCAUUUUUUUAAAUAUACUUCAUUGUAUGUGUUCAAU